This is a messenger RNA of Cololabis saira (Pacific saury), 1269 nucleotides long. RefSeq names its product claudin-10-like. NCBI's taxonomy places the organism in Eukaryota, Metazoa, Chordata, Actinopteri, Beloniformes, Belonidae. Gene Ontology annotation, molecular function: structural molecule activity. Gene Ontology annotation, cellular component: bicellular tight junction; plasma membrane. The record is from RefSeq and is a predicted model, not a curated record. The coding region runs from base 1 to 717 and encodes 238 amino acids. The transcript has 5 exons. Gene Ontology annotation, biological process: bicellular tight junction assembly; cell adhesion.
AUGUCAGGCAUGCAGAUUCUGGCUUUUCUCUGCGGUGUGGCCGGGCUGGGUGCCACUAUCGCCGCCACGGUGUCCAAUGAAUGGAGGGCCACCAGCCGAGCAUCCUCAGUCAUCACAGCGACCUGGGUGCUCCAGGGUCUGUGGAACAACUGUGCUGGAAAUGCCAUUGGAGCGCUGCACUGCAGACCGCAUCACACUAUCUUACAGCUGGCAGGUUACAUCCAAGCUUGCAGGGCACUGAUGAUUGCAGCUAUAUGCUUUGGGUUUUUGGGUUCGGUGCUUGCACUUGUGGGGAUGAAAUGCACCAAAAUUGGAGGGAGUGACCAAAGCAAGGCCAAGAUCGCCUGCUCCGCUGGCGUAGUUUUCAUCAUCAGCGGUCUCUGCUCGCUUUCUGGGUGCUCCAUCUACGCACAUCGGAUAACGUCAGAGUUUUUUGACCCAAUGUUUGUGGCGCAAAAGUAUGAGCUGGGAGCUGCUCUCUUCAUCGGCUGGGCGGGUUCUGUCUUCUGCAUUCUGGGAGGCGUCAUCUUCUGCUUCUCAAUUGCAAAUUAUUGUUGUAAAAGCCCCAAACAGGUAAAAACUGUCUACAAGGGAGCGGCCUCACGCUCUCAUAUAUCCUCCUACGCAAGAGGGCAGGCGCAGUCUGCAAACGAGAGGCCGCCUGCAGCCUACAGCUCAUCCAGGACUCACUAUUUUGAUAAGAAUGCAUAUGUGUGAAAAAUGUGAACGUGCAAUAAAUUACAUCCAGUCAAAGCGUCUUCUAAAGUCGCAUAAUACGGCAACAUAACAGAAAACCACUGACGGUUUCUCUCUGCCAAAAGCAGGAUUACUGAUAUUGAUUUGUAGUUCACGGAGAAUUAGGCUGUUGCAGGGAUUCUGAAUUCAAAGUUUUCCAAAACAGUUUACCGUCUACGAGUCAUAUCUUAGUAGUUCUACUUUACAUUCACUGUUCAAAGAUUUAAACAGCAAAACAUCUGUUUGUCUUUAUUCAAAUAUUCAGAUCAUGUUAUAUUUAGAUCAUAAUAAGGUGAGUUUCUAUCUUAUGUACCUAAAUAUCAUCAUGUAUUUUGUAAAACAUUGGUUUUCUUGGUUGUAUUUUUAACUGCGUGUGACCUCUUCUUGUUGUUAAUUUGUAAUGGCAAUAUUUAAAACUGUGUCCAUUUUAUCUUGUUCAACAUGACAUAACCAUUAACUUUUGUUUUGUUUUGUUCUUGUAAUGUGCAAACCCGAAGAGGGUUUAAAAAAAUGUGUUAAUGAUGUGACGUGAAU